AUGGUAAAUUACGCGCGAAACGUACGUUCGCGAAAAAAAGGCGCCUACGCGGGCGGCGUGGAGUCGAAGAUCAAUAUUUUUGGCGGCAAAUGGGUCGAGUUCUGUAAGAGGACGGACCUCCAUGGUUUCAAGUACAUCGUAAUGGAGGAGCUUAAUGAUGUGGAGAGAGGAUGCUGGGCUCUUGCCGUUGGGCUGAGCGUCAUUUGUGCAGCUUACUUUAUCAUCGUCGCUUACAGGUGGUAUGCGAGGAACCCUAUUGUCACCUUGUCACCAAUAAAGUCGUGCAGCGAUAUCUUGGAACGUUGUAUGUGGAAGAACGUUAUGUACCAUUGCGAACUGCUGUUCAAGCCGAUUUUUACGGUCUUCAACAUUUGCUGCACCUUCAACUACUACGCCGUGGAGGAAAGAGAGUAUGAUCAUAAAUCUAAUAUCACGCAUAGUUACCAGCCGCGGCACGUCGCGUCCUGUGGUCACCAAACUGCCCUCAGAGUGCUCCUCAGAACUAAACAAGAUGACUCCUACAGUACAAGCAUGGCCAGUACGGGAUCUCUUGUAUUGAUAGACAACGCUAACAACAUACCUGAUAUGAACUCUCCGUUUCGUUUGAUCAAUCCCUCAACGGAGCUCCUCGUAGCUAUGUCUCCCGAACGCACGUACACAACACAAGGGGUUAAAUCCUUUACUACAAAAGAGAGGCAAUGCUACUACCACGACGAGGUAAAAAUUGGUGAUUUCCGCCAAUACUCGUUUCAUAACUGCAUAGCCUAUCAAAAUAUUGAUGUCAUUCAAAAAUCAUGCAAUUGCGUACCGUACUAUUUCCCUAUGCGAAACAGAGAUUUAAGUCACGUGUGCAAUUUUCGAGACAUGGAGUGUUUAGAGGAAGUUUUAAAGCCCAAAGAAGUGGAGCAGAUGCCUAAUUCUUUUUCUGAGGAAAAUGUGCAGUGUUUACCGGAGUGUGAACAUUACGACUAUCCAUUGGAAACGGCUCAAGGAAAUCUCGCCACCGGUUUAACAUUCAAUGGAUUGUCAUUUACCGCUAACGUGAAUUUGUAUAAUCACUCCGUUCUCAACGUGUUCUUUAACGACCUCGUGUCAACUAGAUAUCGCCGAGAUGUGUACUUGAACUGGCAGAAUGUUCUCGCGGCGUUUGGGGGAUUACUCAGCCUGAUGAUUGGAUUCACGCUUAUAUCCGGUUUCGACUUUGCACUGUUCCUGACGUUCAGGGUGUUUUGCGACUCGGUCAAGUGGAAGUUAUCAUGUGCUGGUGAGAGAUCCAAGGAGAAGCGUAAACUGUCCAAGAGUUCCGUAAUACAAGUAGCCGAUUACAAGACGGCCGCAAUUAGGAGCAAUAUGAAAGACGACGUUGUUAAACGGCGUUCAAUUUAUCAAAAUCCAAUUAAAUAU
Messenger RNA from Iphiclides podalirius (scarce swallowtail), 1404 nucleotides. Lineage: Eukaryota; Metazoa; Arthropoda; Insecta; Lepidoptera; Papilionidae. The record is from the annotation of a GenBank genome assembly.